CAGUCGUCUUAAGAGAACAUAUACGCACAUCUACCAUUCUCUGUGUGCCCGUCUCUCUCACUCCAUCUCUCCUCCCUUCUCUGACUUCUUGACGGACCCACUGCUGCUCCCUGCCUACCUGACCUGCCUGCCUGCCUGACCAGGCUGAGGAUAACCCUGAGCAUCGUCAGGAAUAGGAGUUUGUCUAAAGAAGGAACAUCUACACUGGUGAAGGAUGCAGCGGAUCCGGGAGGGCAUCCACAUAAGGACCAUGAAGGCCAAAAGGAAAGUGGAGGAUAUCUCUAAAGAAGAUGUCCAGGCAUUCUUCAAGAAGCACGCCUUCGUGCUCUUUACUGUAGCUGCCGUCAUUGUAGGUAUAAUCCUAGGCUUUGCACUGCGUCCCUAUAAAAUGACCUACCGAGAGGUGAAGUACUUCUCUUUCCCCGGAGAGCUGCUGAUGAGGAUGCUACAGAUGCUGGUGCUUCCCCUGCUAGUAUCCAGUCUAAUCACAGGCAUGGCAGCACUGGACAGCAAGGCUUCAGGAAAGAUGGGCAUGCGAGCUGUGGUGUAUUACAUGACCACCACCAUUAUCGCUGUCAUCAUCGGCAUUAUCGUGGUGCUCAUCAUCCACCCUGGGAAAGGAUCUAAGGAUGAGUUCAUGAAACAGUCGAAGAUAGAGGACAUCAGCCCUGCCGACGCCUUCCUGGAUCUGAUCAGAAACAUGUUUCCACCAAACAUGGUCCAGGCCUGCACACAGCAGUUCAAAACCAAAUACGGGAAGCGAAUUGUCCAUGUAACGGUGACGGUGAAUGACUCGGUCUUCAACCUGACCAACCUGACUGAGCAGAUUACCCGGGAGGAGGUGAUCCCUAUCCCAGGCACGGUGAACGGGGUCAAUGCCCUGGGGCUGGUGGUCUUCUCCAUGUGCUUUGGCCUCAUCAUCGGCAACAUGAAGGAGCAGGGCCAGCCCCUCAGGGAUUUCUUCGACAGCCUCAAUGAGGCUAUCAUGAGACUGGUGGCAAUUAUCAUGUGGUAUGCACCAAUCGGCAUCAUGUUCCUCAUAUCGGGGAAGAUCGUGGAGAUGGAUGACAUCACUGAGAUGGGUGGUCAGCUGGCCAUGUACACCAUCACAGUGAUCAUAGGCCUGUCCAUCCACGCUUUCAUCAUCCUCCCCGGCCUGUACUUCGCCAUCACACGGCUGAACCCCUUCAUCUUCAUCAUGGGGCUGGUGGAGGCCCUCAUCACAGCCCUGGGAACCUCCUCCAGCUCAGCAACCCUUCCCAUCACCUUCAAGUGUCUGGAGGUAAACAACAAGGUGGAUAAGCGCAUCACGCGGUUUGUGUUGCCGGUCGGCGCAACCAUUAACAUGGAUGGAACAGCACUUUACGAGGCUCUGGCAGCUAUCUUCAUAGCUCAAGUUAACAACAUGGACAUGAACUUAGGUCAGAUCAUUACAAUCAGCAUCACAGCCACUGCAGCAAGUAUUGGAGCUGCUGGGAUACCACAGGCUGGACUUGUCACCAUGGUGAUUGUGUUGACCUCUGUUGGACUUCCCACUGAUGACAUCACCCUCAUCAUUGCAGUUGAUUGGUUCCUUGAUCGGCUGCGUACCACAACCAACGUCUUGGGUGACUCCAUUGGGGCUGGCAUUGUGGAAUUCCUAUCUCGACAGGAGCUGCAGGCCAAGGAUGUGGAGAUGGGGAACAUUGUGCUAGAGGAGAGGAAGAAACCAUACCAGCUCAUCUCUCAGGAAAACGACCACGAAAAUGCCAAACGUCCGAAAACUGAAAGCAAGAUGUAGAUCAACGCUCAAUAGUGCACACAAGCACACGCAAGCACACACACUGAAUGUUUUGGUUCAUUUUUGUUUUCAAUCUGUCAUAUUUGUCCAGUUAUUUUCACUCUACCAUAUUUCCUUUCCUUUGUUAUUUUGUUAUUCAUAAAGUAACUAUUCUAUUUACUAUCCAACUUUUUAAAAUAUGUUUCUUUCUCUGAAGUUGCCCAAUCAAAUUACUUACAUCUGCCGCCUCUCUACGAGAUAGAUAGGCCACCUGUUUUAUGGUUUGUCUGGUUAUUUUUGUGUUGAGUUAAGUCAUGGCCUAGAAUAUGUAUAUGGUAUAAUGGUAUAAGUAAUGAGGAAAGUGAUAUGGGGUGUUGAUGUCCAAAAGGAAUUUUGUAAAAUUAUGAAAGGACAACCUAUGUUUGAAUGACUUCAUCCUCCAAAAAAAGCAAAAGAGAACACAUUUGUAUAUAACUACCUUAAUUUUGGUGGACCCCAGGAAGAGAAGCUGCUGCCUUGGCAGCAGCUAAUGGGGAUCCAUAAUAAAUACAAUUACAUUUUAUUUGCUACAACUAAUGAAAUUAGGCCCUAUGAGCUGUUUCUGGUGAAAAACAACCAACUUCCUAUCAUAAGCAGUAAUUUAAAUAACAAUCCCCAAGUGGUGUGUAUUUUUUUUUUUUUUUGAUUUGAUUAACUUUUUUCAUGCUGUCAAUAUUCCUGUUGCAUAUGACAACUCCAAUUGUAUUUUUACUUUAUUUUGAUUGAUCAAAUUCUUGAAGGUGGUGCUGUGAUGCUGACAAUAUGGUUAAAACGAGAUGUAUCAAACAAUCGUCAUCACUAUAUAUGUAUCCAACAAUUGUUAUCACUAUAUAUUCCCUAUUUUGUAGCCAGCCCUAAGACAAACGAGUCUUUGAAAUAUCCUUCACUAUUUAGUACAUCAUUAUUUUAUCAUAGCAGGUGUUUAAUAUUUUUAAGGCUUUGUAGAGUGAUUGUAUGUCGAUAUAUGUGUAAAUUAACUAUAUAAUAUGGAUAGUUGUUUACUUGAAUAUGUCUUCUUUAAUCUCAAUUCAGAAAGAUAUUUGUUUUCAGGGCCGAAAUGCUACUCCAAUGCCUUGGUUAGUGAAAUCAAGGAACAUAGUUCGUGAUAAUUACAGUAUGUGUGAACUAACUCAAACGGAUUUAGAAAAUAUGUUAUUUUCUUUAUUUUUUUCUUUAGGUUUUGAGAUAUGAUGGUUCACUUUCUGUAAAGGCAACAUUUGUGGUGAAAAGGAAAUAAAUGGACUGGUAGAUUUGUCUUUGGUGAAUAACAUUUUGAAUAAAAUUUAAAAAGGAA
Molecule: messenger RNA, 3092 nt
Organism: Oncorhynchus keta (chum salmon)
Lineage: Eukaryota; Metazoa; Chordata; Actinopteri; Salmoniformes; Salmonidae
Product: excitatory amino acid transporter 1-like
Exons: 10
Coding region: 215-1780 (521 amino acids)
Biological process (GO): L-glutamate import across plasma membrane; D-aspartate import across plasma membrane; L-aspartate import across plasma membrane
Cellular component (GO): plasma membrane
Molecular function (GO): L-glutamate transmembrane transporter activity; neutral L-amino acid transmembrane transporter activity; glutamate:sodium symporter activity
Source: RefSeq, a predicted model, not a curated record